Molecule: messenger RNA, 1356 nt
Organism: Thermochaetoides thermophila DSM 1495
Lineage: Eukaryota; Fungi; Ascomycota; Sordariomycetes; Sordariales; Chaetomiaceae
Exons: 2
Coding region: 1-1356 (451 amino acids)
Molecular function (GO): oxidoreductase activity
Source: RefSeq, a predicted model, not a curated record
AUGACCCUCAAGACUCAUCCCGAAAAGCCCGCCUCGUUACGGUCUCUAAACGAUGAGACCUUCACCCGGUACCGCGUCACGUCCAGACAGAACCUUUCCCAAAUGACCGAUGGUGGGGUAACCAAAACAGGGGAGGGGUUUAUCCUCACUCUGGCGCCGUCAACCCCCAUCCCGGUGUUGUUGAACCGGUCGGCCGCGGUGCUGAGUCGGGUGUGGGAUGAGUUUGGGGGGUGCUGGAGUGUCGAGGUGAAGCAGCCUUUUAUUCAGGUUGCUAGGGAGUAUACCCCUUUGCCUCCGCUCGGCAUUCAAGCGUCAGCCGAGGGGAGGAGGGACGAUGGGCAGGAAGGACAAAAGGGGGAGUACGAGUACGAGUUUGGAUGGCUCAGCCCAUCAGCUUGGGGAAAGGCAUGGGAGAGGUUGACUGGCAGGGGCGAGGUUCGACUCUUCGUCCGGCGCCUCCAAGGCGAGACCUCUCGUUGGCUGGCUGGGUUGAGCGUCGGGGACGAGGUUGAGUUGCGGGGCCCAAGAUUGGGGUUUGAUAUCCGCCGACGUCUCGGUCUCGACCUCAGCGCCAGCACCUCGGUUGAAGUUCCUCAACAGCAGCAAGCCGGCGAUACCAGCACGAGUGGAGAGGGUACGACACCAUCAUCAAAAAAGAGGAUCGUCUUCCUCGCCGGCGGAACGGGUAUCGCCCCCGCCAUCCAAACAGCCCACGCUCUCUUCUCUCCCCACACCCGGAAGAGUCCCUCUUCAAAAGACGUGGAAAUGCAUAUCCUAUGGGCCUCCCGUCGACGCGCCGACUGCUCUCCGUCGUCACCCAUCAUCCAAAUGCUCGACACACUCGUCGCAGAGUCCAACGGGAGGUUCAGCUACACCUGUACUGUCGACGAGGAGGGGACGUUUAUCACCCCCAAGAAUGUUGCCAAGGCAGUUGGGUUGGCUUCCUCUGCUGGAGUAAGGGAGAACAAGGGGUGGUUUAGCUGGCUCUGGCUCUGGGGUUCCAGCCAACAAGCUACACUUCCAGCUCACCAGACCGUCGGGAGCUCAUCAAAGUGCAGAUAUCACUCGCCCUCUGUGCUAGCCCUCUCCUCCGACAAGGAAGACACACGCUGGGAGGGGCAGAGCAAGGAAUCUCGUCCCAUCCACUCCGACUCGGAACCCUGCCAAUGCCAUGACAAGGCCACCGGGAAGAACCUCUUAAUGGUCUCUGGUCCGGAGGGUUUCGUCAACCAUUUCGUGGGGGAGAAAGUCUGGGCUAGGGGGAGAGAGCUGCAGGGGCGUGUGGGAGGGGUCGUUGGAGAGCUGGUGAGGAAAAAUAAAAAUUGGGAGGCAGAGUGGUUGGUCUUGAAGUUGUAA